Amphibalanus amphitrite is the source of this 1939-nucleotide messenger RNA. RefSeq lists its product as uncharacterized. NCBI's taxonomy places the organism in Eukaryota, Metazoa, Arthropoda, Thecostraca, Balanomorpha, Balanidae. The coding region runs from base 153 to 926 and encodes 257 amino acids. The transcript is spliced from 7 exons. The record is from RefSeq and is a predicted model, not a curated record.
CGUCGGCCGUCCGUCGCCGUCGGUCCCGUCGGUCCCGUCGGCGCAGCGCGUCACCGUGGAGCGCGGCCGGCGCCGGUGGCGAGUCGCGAGCUCGGCGUCGUCGCUGCCGCCUGGCUGAGCAGGUGCCAUGGCCCGCUGACCGGUCAGCAGGCAUGGCCUCCCGGGACUGUGCGCCGCCCCGGCCGCUGGCGCCGCUGGCGGGGGCGCUGGUCAUCUGCUGCCUCCUCGGCGCCGGACAGGCAUUGCCCCAGGGCACGUCGGCAGCGGAGACCCCGGCUCUCGGCUCGACCUGUGCAGUGGACCUGGACUGUGAUCCGAUCGCCGAGGCCGUGUGUCUGAACACCACCUGCCAAUGUCCGACCUCACACCCGAUCGCCAACGGAAACGAGUGCCUGCCAGUGUCUGGUCUGGACGGCUAUUGCACGGUGAAUGCCCAAUGCAAGCCGCACAUCAACAAGGCCCAGUGCUCAUCGGACAACAAAUGCGUCUGCAUUGCAAAACACAAAAUGCACAAAUACAACGACGGUACCCGGCUCUGCAUCCCAACUGCAGAACACAUUGCGGAGGCGAAGAAAACGCCCGUGGACCCGGUGAUGAUCGCGAUCCUGGUGUCUCUCGUCCUGAUGUUCCUCAUCAUCUGCAUCGUUCUGCAGCUGUUCAGCAAGGCGCGCUUUCGGCAGAACCGCACCAUCCUGAACUCUGCCAACCCGCGCCUCAUGAACAGCUCGUUUCUGAAGGGCUCCACCAAGCUGGGCUCGGCGGGCGGCCGUGGCCGACGCGCCUCACGCGGCUCCCUCAACACGGUGCCAGAGGGCGAGCAGGACAAAGCGGACGGCGCCGGCGCGGAGCGGACUGUCGGCUCCGGCUCCGGCUCCGGGCACGGCUCCGGCUCCGACCCAAUCCAUCCACAUGUUGAAGUCUCAUAGACAUCAGCACAUGCAGGUAACAAGCUGGGCUAGAUGACUGGACAGCGGAGCUUCUUCGAGUCACGCCAUUGACCGUCAAGGUCACUGACCUCUGACCUCACCCCGGGGCGGACGGAUCAGCAGCGCAAGAAGGGACCGGGGCCAGCGUGGUGCUCGGUGUCACGAAAACGUGACGGGUCGCGGAGAGAUGAGCGCGAGAAGGGUUGUUUUUAGACAUUUAUGAACGCGCGUCACUUGACGAGAUGAAAGUGAAAGAUCACGAGAGCAUUUUUGGCGGCCCUCUCGCUAGUCGAGACGAACUGGAGCCGCGGCCGAUUUCGGUGUUCCCUUCUGGCGGUGUUCGUGCCUCAGAGCCACUUGUCUGGCGAGGAGUUACGCGUGAGUCUUGCAAUGACCUGCACGGCCGGCCGCUGAACAGAAGGCUGUGGGAAUCCGCGCCAUCUGGGCAGCGGUGAAGGUGCUUCUGGGGGCCGAGUGACGGCCCUCGCCGGCUCGAACUGUCCACCAGUGGAACGGAGGGUUUCGGAGAGUGCGACAGUAACGAUGGACGAUGGAUCGCUGGUUGGAAGAGAUCCUCUAUAGCCGCGUCGGCGUCCCGUGCCUCGCGGCGCGAUUGUCAGUGAGGCCGGCACACUGAGACGGCUGUAGUGAGAGAGGAUCGGCCGCGGCGACGGCGGCCGACGACCGGCGGGGUGUCGGCGGGGCCUGGCGGACGUGGUCGCCGCCCCGCCCACACCCUCUCCAGCAUGGCCAGGAGCUACGGGGAAGAGCUCCCGGUCAUGCGUGCACCCAGGCCGGCUCGGGGCCGCCGCCGCCGCCCGCUGACCGGGUCUGUGCUAUGCUGAUGGCGCAGGACGCGCGUUGGCUCGGGAAAGCGUCUGGGCAUUGACAAGAGGUUAUUGUGAAUAUUCUGAUUUUACUGCGUGAGCAUUCGAUAGUUCUUCACGUCACCCAAUAUUGCCUGUUUCUGUAAACUUUUGCCGACAAAAUAAGAUGCCCGAUGGUGUCACAAA